CCCGUCCCGUCCCGUCCCGUCCCUGCCCCGGGUGCCGGGGGUCAUCCCCAUGGCGGCGGCAGCGCUGCUGCUGCGGACGGCGGGCCGAGCACUGCUGGAUCGUGCCGCUCCUCUGCCUCGCGCCGAGCGGGGCAUUAGCGGCUGCGGMGGGGCACUCUGGGCGCCGGCGCGGCCCGGCCUCCCCGUGCCGCUCUCCUCGCCACUGGCAGGGCUCUCCCGGACCAUUCGCAUCAAGGAGCCACCCAAGCGCAAGCCGGUGGAUCGGUGGACGAAGAAGCGGGCCUUGUUUGGGGUCUAUGAUAACGUGGGGAUCCUGGGCGGUUUCCAGAUCCAUCCGAAGAAUCUCAUCAUGGGGCCCACUUGGCUGCGAGGCUGGCGGGGUAACGAGCUGCAGAGGUGCAUCCGCAAGAAGCAGAUGGUGGGCGAUCGGAUGUUUGUAGAGGACUAUCAUAAACUGAACAAGAGGAUCCGGUACUUGUACAAGCGCUUCAAUCGCACCGGGAAGCACCGCUAGGAAACCUCUUGGUUCAUUCAGCAUGUGGAGUGUGGUUUCAUGGCAUUGCAGUCAGAAUAAACCUGCUUUUACAUGA
This is a messenger RNA of Malurus melanocephalus (red-backed fairy wren), 590 nucleotides long. RefSeq names its product mitochondrial ribosomal protein L51 (gene MRPL51). The transcript is spliced from 2 exons. Lineage: Eukaryota; Metazoa; Chordata; Aves; Passeriformes; Maluridae. Gene Ontology annotation, cellular component: mitochondrial large ribosomal subunit. The coding region runs from base 50 to 514 and encodes 154 amino acids. Gene Ontology annotation, biological process: translation. Gene Ontology annotation, molecular function: structural constituent of ribosome. The record is from RefSeq and is a predicted model, not a curated record.